AAGAUUUUCCUUUUUUUUUUUUUUUUUUUUUUUUUUUUUUUUUUUAAUUAUUGUAUUUAUUUCCAUGACUUUUUGAGGUAUAAAAAUCCCACUUUUAAUAUUCCCUCAUAUAUCCAGGUUUCCCAAGACUCUGAAUCCUGUUUCUGAAAUAAAAAUGGUAGUUCUUGAGGGAAUGAUUUAAAUCUUAAUUAAAUUAGAUUUUAUUUUGGUUUUAUCUUAUUUGAAAAGCUUGUUUUGUCUUAUUUCUAAUCUGUUGAGAUCCACUGUAUUAUUAGAUCAAAUCCAUCUGUUGUCAUUGUUUCCUCUUUCUCUCUCUGUUUCCAUUCACUUGAUCUCUCUCGUUCUGCUCUAAUGUCUCUGUCUGGACCUCCUGAACUGAAAUGACACUCAGCCGUGAUGGAGACGAGUUCAUCUGCUCCUGCAUCUUCACCACAGUUUAUCAGCAGCGAUGGAGAAGAGAUCAUGUCCUUCUGGUUAUCGGUGGGAUUCUCUGCUCAGAAACUGCAUCUCCCUUGAAACCCAGGGAUUGACACCGUCAGCGGAUCCUCCACCGAUGCUGAAGCCCGCGUUGAGCACCAGCGGUCCGGGUCCAGACGAGCCCUGGUCCGCCAUCAGCCCCAGCCUGUGGAUCUGUGUUGCGCUGGUCGCGAGCGGGUCGGUUCUGGUGCUGCUGCUCUGGUUCAUCAUCUACAAACGUCACGGCAGGACCUCACAGAACACAGGUGAAAAGGACUCUACGCCUCACACCCUGGCAACAAUAGAACAGGAAGAGAAAGCUCUCUCACCCUGGCUACAUGUCAACGGCCAGACACAGGAAGUAUCAAUCAGCGUGGCAUCCUGUGGGCGGAGCCUGUGUAAUGGGCGGGCAGAGCACGGGCUGCCACUUCCUGCCACAGAAUUAGGAGACUCUGCCCUCGUCACCGCCAAAACCGGACAACCUGUUGAAGUCUGAUGAGUAACAGCAGAGCUAAUUCUGAUGUUGAAUAAUGUGAAAACCAUACCAGUUGAGCUCUUGACAUGAAUCCAGUUUAUUUAUAAUCACUGCAGACCACAUGAAAUCAGAAGUGGAGUCUCGAGGAUUUCGGCUCAUUUGUGCAGCUGUAAGAUCUUGUCAGGCUUCAGAGAAAUUCACAUGGAAACAGAUUCAUCAUCACGAUUUUUAAAAAGAUGAAUAUUGUCUUGUGUGUAUAUUUUGGGAGAUUUCCAGCACACCAAUGAGAGUCAUAUUUGUUCAUAAACAUUUGGCUCUGUGACUAAUUGCUUAUGCUCUUCUGUUGUAAGUUGCUUUAGUGCAUAAAUGCAUAAAAACAGACGUAUGAUUUUUUUGCCUCUGUUCUUUUAUUAAUUAAGCAAUAAACCAUCUAAAUAAAA
Messenger RNA from Megalobrama amblycephala (Wuchang bream), 1371 nucleotides. Its product is annotated as tumor necrosis factor receptor superfamily member 13C-like. Bases 449 to 952 code for a protein of 167 amino acids. The transcript is spliced from 4 exons. The record is from RefSeq and is a predicted model, not a curated record. NCBI's taxonomy places the organism in Eukaryota, Metazoa, Chordata, Actinopteri, Cypriniformes, Xenocyprididae.